AUGGCUCGUCUGGAACAGGUCAUAACAUCCAUUGUGGAUAUGUUUGUGGAGUAUGCUGAUGACGAUGGCAAGGCCCACAAGUUAAACAAGGAUGAGUUCAAGAUGCUGCUGGAGAAAGAAAUUCAAAACCCUGAGAUCAAAGCUAAAGUCAGUGCAGCUGAUUUUGACAAGAUGAUGGGGAGGACAGAUAAGAACCGUGAUGGUGAGGUGAACUUCAAAGAGUUCUGCAAGGUGGUAGCUUUCAUGACCAUGUGCUACUACCGCAAGAAGACAGGCAAGGCAGACGGUGAAGAAGAAGAUUAA
Molecule: messenger RNA, 303 nt
Organism: Scomber japonicus (chub mackerel)
Lineage: Eukaryota; Metazoa; Chordata; Actinopteri; Scombriformes; Scombridae
Product: protein S100-A6-like
Exons: 2
Coding region: 1-303 (100 amino acids)
Molecular function (GO): transition metal ion binding; calcium ion binding
Source: RefSeq, a predicted model, not a curated record